Linum trigynum is the source of this 1821-nucleotide messenger RNA. The record is from the annotation of a GenBank genome assembly. Lineage: Eukaryota; Viridiplantae; Streptophyta; Magnoliopsida; Malpighiales; Linaceae.
AAAAAGGCAUAAAAAAAGGUUCUUUUAUUCAAUUUGGAUAGAAAUUAAUGUGAAAGAAAAAAAGAGAAAAGAGCAUGUGGGGAAUAGAGAAUAUCUAAGUACAACCCACUAUUUGCUCUAAGCCACUUAACCUCUCCAGCAUAAUAACUAGAUCGCCCUUAUACUGUACACUUGUUGGAUUUCAUCUAUAUAAACCUCUGCCCUCUCCACCAAACUUCUUUGUUUUCACUAUACUCCCAUCCAUCCCCACGCAUGAAAUGAGAGCACCGCUUGUAAAUCUCCCUUACGGAGUUGCUGCAGGUUAUAACGGGACGAUCUGCAGCAGCAAUGGCGGCACUGAAGUGGGAAUUAGUCACAAUGAUGAUCAUGAGCUGAGAAGAGGGCCUUGGACACUGGAGGAAGACACCCUCCUCUCUCAUUACAUUGCCAGGCAUGGCGAAGGCCGCUGGAACAUGCUCGCCAAAUGUGCUGGACUGAAAAGAACUGGCAAGAGUUGCAGGCUGAGAUGGCUGAAUUACUUGAAGCCAGAUAUUAAGAGAGGGAAUCUGACUCCCAAAGAGCAGCUCCUCAUCCUAGAACUUCAUUCCAAGUGGGGUAACAGGUGGUCACGAAUAGCACAACAUCUGCCUGGAAGAACGGACAACGAGAUCAAGAACUACUGGAGGACGCGAGUGCAGAGGCAGGCAAGGCAGCUCAACAUCGAAUCCAACAGCAAAAGGUUCCUCGACGCCGUGAGGUGUUACUGGAUGCCACGUCUGCUUCAGAAAGUUGAACAGCAGCAAACUUUUUCGUCAUCAUCCGAUGGUCAACUUCCAACUUCAAGUACUAUGCCUGCAGAUCAGAAUCUGCAUCAUCAGGUGGCUGCAGUUGAAUCUGGUUCUCUGUCACCGUCUGCAGCAGAUCACACCCAUUUUAAUGAUGAUGAUCAGCAACUCAUCUCUAAUCCUUAUUCUAAUUACCCAUUAAAAGAGGAAACCCACUUCUCAAACUCGACUUCGGUCAAUGGUCUCAUGAUGACGACGGCCGCCCUUUCCACGGACUCCACAACGAUGUCGUACCAGCAAAACCCUGAGGCGGGAAAGAUUCUUGAAUCGGAAUAUGUCGGAUUCUCCAUGGAAAACUGCAACAACUGGAACAUGAUUCUGGGAGAUGGAACAAACUAUCAUGAUCAGUACUAUGAAGAGAUAUCGAUGGUGGAUCCAUUGAUGGCGGCAGCUGCUUCAGCUUCACAGUCGACAGCUGAUCAUGAAUUGUGCCAGGUGGGAGGUGACGACAGCAACUGGGUGGGGUAUAGCUAUGACGUGUCAGAUACUCUCUGGAACUUGGAUGACACGUGGCAGUACAGGGGCGUCUAGCUAGCUAGCUAGCUAGUUAGUUGAAGGGUUGAUAGGAUGAGAGGGGAGAUGUACUUUAAUUAGCUGCUGAGGAUCUUUUGUUAAUUGUCUUAAAAGGAAAUUAAUUAAGCCCCUCACUGUACUCUAGCUAGCUAGUCAUAAUCUUGAUUAGAGUCCUGUUAGAUGGUGAUAUACGUACUAUUCUACAAUUUUCAUUAAGGGAUAAUAUUAUUUAAUUAUCAUAUCUCCUUCUCAUCAACCCUAAUUACCCUAAUUGCGUUGGUAUUUGGUUGGUGUCUGUGUUUGUUUGGCCAUGCUUUUUUCCUGUUUCGUCUUCCCUUGGGUUAGAGACUUCUAUACUAAAAAAUGUGGAUCCCUUUCUCUCCAACUAAUUAAUUAUAAAUAAAAUAUCCAUAUGUCCAUUUCACAAACUUUUUAGUGAUGAAAAAUUAUUUAGCAUCCACCCUAAUAAAAGUCUAAAUCUAAA